Aureobasidium musti is the source of this 2315-nucleotide messenger RNA. NCBI's taxonomy places the organism in Eukaryota, Fungi, Ascomycota, Dothideomycetes, Dothideales, Saccotheciaceae. The record is from the annotation of a GenBank genome assembly.
CGAGGCAAUUCAUGCACCCAUUCUCCGUCCUCACGCUUGGCAUCUUUGUAGCUGGGUACAUUACCGCUCGCUGGGAUCUCGUCACCCGCCUGUAUGAACUGGCCAUCUUUGCUUGGGAUCACGGUGUUAUUGCCUUCUUGAUCCUCAGCAUCUUCUUCGUCGUCCUGAUCGUCCCUAUCGAGCGUAUAGCUGCCCGAGAGAGUGAUAUAACCUUCAUGAUCGCCCCCAAUGGCUUGAUGCGCAUCUUCUGGCCCACCGACAUUGCUCGUUCCGCCAAACCAGGCGUCAUUGUAGGAUGGAGGAACUCGGACCUUGACAUGGUCGUUGUGACCAUCUUGUUAGNNAAGUUGAUGUCAGUCUCGCUGACGCUGUGGCCGCAUACGCUUGGCUCUGAGCUAAUAGACGUACAGGCACGCAAUGUUGAAAAUGCUCUCCGAAUGGGCAAUCUGUUCCGCGGCAGUCCUCACCCCAUUGAUCGCAUCAUCGACAGAUGUGGCCGCGUGCCUUUGCAAGUCUUGGGAACGCUGAACCCGGAGCGUGCACCUUCGCUUACCUUCAACCCUUCGUCUAUCCAGGUCUACUACACGCCCCGUUGUACCAUCCCUCAAGUGCAUUGCCCUGGCGAACCUACCAUCUCGCUGCAAAUUGUGACAUUCGAUCGACCCAAUCCCUACAGCAUGCAGUACUUGUCCCUCACGCCUAUCUCCUUAACACUGUCGGACGCCCAAGAAAGAGCAGGCAAACCACAAGUGGGAGGCUUUGGAGCAGAAGAAGCGGCCGACAAAGCGCGAAAGCAGCAGCUGGUCGACAAGUUGCGCAUGCACACUGUGGUCCAUCAUGCGCGUACUUCCAAGGAAAUUGCUCUGCCCGUGAUAUUGAACCAAAUCAAUUGCUCAUACGAGAUUGAUGAGCUGAUGCGAAAGAACAUCCGCUUUGUUGGUCAGCGCACAAAACGUAGCAUGAGCGUGAGCGAGCGCAUGGCUGAGUCGGCCGCCGACCUUUGGGACUACACUCGCUACGGGAUACAUCACGCCUUUUUCGCCUAUGUCUAUCCGGUCAUCACUCAACUGCUGGUCAUGGCUUUAGUUGGUCAUCGUAUUGCGGGCGAAGCGUGGUUGAAAAUUUUAGAAUGGCGACCUCUACCAGAUGCUGCCGCUCUUAAAGACAUCUCGGCCACUGCACAGCAAAUUGACAUUCGCCUGCAGCAAUUUUGUUACUGGCCGAUUCAAUAUCUCACGUUGCGUAAGCGACGUACUGACUGGGGAAGUGUUACGAACAGCCAUCCCGAAUACAUUCGCUUCUACAACAGUCUUUGGCUCGUUGCAAACGACAUAAUCAUCGGGAUUGCCAUUGGUUCUUACAUUAUCGAAAACUCAGACUAUGUAGCUGGUCAAGUCGAGUCUGUUGUUGAUUCUUGGUUCAUCGAUGGUCUACAACGCAUGAUAAAGUGGUUGAUGGACUAUCCUGCUGGCCUCAAACUCAAUGGCGAUUUGGCACAGUUUCUUGGUGAUCUAUUUCUGUGGAUCAUUGACUACUGGGCUGAAUGCAUGACAAGCAUACGACCUCUACUCCCUCAUGUCAUCCAGGUCAUAGGCUUUUCGAGCUUUGCUGGAGCAAGCAUGCCCAUCUCACUAUUCUCAGAUCUACUUUCCGUCUUGACGAUUCACGUUUACGCUUUUUACAUCGCCUCAGCCCGCAUAUACAACUGGCAACUCACCAUAAUAGUUUCACUUUUCCAUCUCUUUCGUGGAAAGAAACGAAACGUCCUCCGAAACCGUAUCGACUCAUGCGAUUACGACCUUGACCAGCUGCUCCUGGGUACGAUCUUGUUCACGCUUUUGACGUUCCUGCUCCCUACCGUUGGUGUCUUUUAUGCAACUUUUGCUGGCGCGCGCAUGGGCAUAAUUGCUUUCAAAGCUGCCCUAGACACAUGGUUGGCUUGCUUGAACCAUUUCCCUCUUUUCGCGCUUAUGCUGAGGAUCAAAGAUUCUCAGCGGCUACCAGUCGGUCCCUCUUCCUUUUCAGAAACAUUCUCGCAAUACGCACAGCUCGCAUAUCGCAUUCGCAAACACUACCUCUCGCCUAGUGUGUUUCUAUGCCUUUUCACAGGUCAAUUUGUGCCGCCGAUUCAUCGCAAGAGUCUGUACAGUCUACAAUACAGUAUGCUCCCAGCAAAGCGGAUCCCAAUUUCGGAGUUGUGGAGGAAGUUGAUGGAUGGAAAUGAAGCGCAGAAACCUCAGGCCAACGGUAAUGUCAACUCGUCCUUAGGUCGAAGAGGUCAAAACAAGAAAACACCGGGUCAUUGGUGGAGCAAA